GAUUUCUCGUGGCAAAGCUGAGAAGCCACCAUUUAGCUCAGUUGCAAUAGAAGGGAACUUUCGUUUUCCUUUCUUAAGCGCAAGAGCUCAAGGGUGCACAGCAAUUGCCACCUUUUUUUGCCCUGUGAGGGUGGUCACCACUUUUUUCUUGGAUUCUCACUUCUGGGUACUAGGAAUUUUCACUUGUUUGGGGACCGCUGGUUUAUGAUCUUGGCGCUUUAGCUUUCUUUGCAGAUCCCAUUCGUGAACUUCUAGUAGGGAGUAAUCUGUGAUGGAAUUUUGUGCAACUUUGAAAUCUUCUGCUCACUUGCCAAGAGAGACUGAGUUUUUUGGGGGGAGGAUCAGAGGCAGUGUAAACAACAAUGUCUUGGUCAGUCAGUCCAGGAAAAGUUUGAGACUUGAUGGAAAUAAGAGGAAGAUCAAGCCUGGGGUUGCUUUUUCUGUUCUCACAAGAGAAAAUGGAACAGAGACUUUGACUGUAGAAGCACCGAUUUUGGAGAGGCGUCGGGCAAACCCUAAGAAUGUGGCUGCGAUCAUACUGGGAGGGGGUGCAGGGACACAACUAUUCCCUCUCACCAACCGAGCUGCAACCCCUGCUGUUCCACUUGGAGGAUGCUAUAGGUUGAUAGACAUUCCAAUGAGCAACUGCAUCAACAGCGGGGUUAACAAGAUCUUUGUGCUCACCCAGUUCAAUUCUGCUUCUCUUAACCGUCACAUUUCCCGUACCUACUUUGGCAAUGGUGUGAGCUUCGGAGAUGGAUUUGUUGAGGUGCUGGCUGCAACCCAAACACAAGGGGAAACGGGGAUGAAGUGGUUUCAGGGAACUGCGGAUGCUGUUAGACAGUUUACGUGGGUUUUUGAGGACGCGAAGAACAAGGACAUUGAUAAUAUAGUUAUUCUGUCGGGAGAUCAACUUUAUCGAAUGGAUUACAUGGACUUAGUGCAGAAUCACAUCGAACGCAAUUCUGAUAUUACUCUUUCAUGUGCCACAGUUGGGGAUAGCCGAGCAUCGGACUUUGGGCUGGUGAAAAUUGACCGUAGAGGCCGAGUUGUCCAGUUUUGCGAGAAACCUAAAGGCACUGAUCUAAAAGCAAUGCAAGUAGAUACUACUCUCUUGGGAUUGCCCCCGCAAGAUGCCCGAUUAAAUCCUUAUAUUGCUUCGAUGGGGGUUUAUGUCUUUAAGACAGAUGUCCUUUUGCGGCUCCUGAGGUGGAGAUAUCCCACAUCCAACGACUUUGGAUCCGAGAUUCUUCCCGCUGCUGUGAUGGAGCACAAUGUUCAAGCUUACAUUUUCAGAGACUACUGGGAGGACAUCGGGACAAUAAAAUCUUUCUACGACGCUAACUUGGCCCUAACUGAAGAGUUCCCGAAGUUUGAGUUCUAUGAUCCAAAGACGCCUUUCUACACGUCCCCCAGAUUCCUCCCGCCAACCAAAAUCGAUAACUGCAAGAUCAAGGAUGCAAUAAUCUCCCACGGGUGUUUCUUACGAGAGUGCACUGUGGAACACUCCAUCAUUGGUGAAAGGUCACGGCUAGAUUGCGGUGUUGAACUUAAGGAUACUUUAAUGAUGGGAGCAGAUAACUAUGAAACAGAAUCUGAAAUUGCCUCGCUUCUGGCAGAUGGAAAAGUCCCGAUUGGGGUUGGAGAAAACACAAAAAUUAGGAAUGCUAUCAUCGACAAGAAUGUAAGGAUUGGGAAAGACGUUGUCAUCACGAAUAAAGAUGGUGUUCAAGAAUCAGACCGCCCCGAUGAAGGCUUCUACAUCAGAUCAGGGAUUACUAUUAUAAUGGAGAAAGCAACCAUUCGUGAUGGAACCGUCAUAUAGUAUCAACGGAGCAGGCACCGGUGGGAUCACAGGAGAAUGGUUCAUGGGACGUUAUGUUUCGGUCUAGGAUGAUCGCGGUUUUGAAGAAACAAAAGUGGCAGCCAAGAUGUUUUGUUGAAGUUUACCUGGACUUGUGAAAAGAGGAAGCAGAGGGAAUAUGAAUAAAACUGAGGGAUGCAUCCAUAUCUGGUGCAUUCUUGCUAUUGUACAAUAUCAUAUGUAAGAUAUGGUAUAAUUUCGAUGAUAAUAAUGGAAGGUUGGCCAUUUGGCUAUGGUUGUAAAAAGUUCUUGAUGCUUAAAAGUUAAAAACAUGUUUCUUAUUCAUUCACUUUA
Molecule: messenger RNA, 2158 nt
Organism: Ipomoea triloba (trilobed morning glory)
Lineage: Eukaryota; Viridiplantae; Streptophyta; Magnoliopsida; Solanales; Convolvulaceae
Product: glucose-1-phosphate adenylyltransferase large subunit 1-like
Exons: 15
Coding region: 272-1825 (517 amino acids)
Biological process (GO): glycogen biosynthetic process
Molecular function (GO): glucose-1-phosphate adenylyltransferase activity
Source: RefSeq, a predicted model, not a curated record